CCUCACAGAGCAAGCAAAUGAGCUUGUUAGAUUGAAGGGCAAAAGGCAAUUAAGUUACAGAGGGGAAAGCGCCAGAUAUAUGAAGCCAGCUCGUCUUGUAACAGCCAUCGACUUGAUCCAGCUCCCCGGGUCAAUUGGCCUGUCCCUGCAAUUCCAUAUCACCAAUAACUCCGCUGUGAGGCUGAGACAAAAGUUGGGCAUUCAAAGUACAUACCAGACCCACCCACAGGCCGGGCUGAGCUCCCAGCGCCCAAUGGCAACACUGGAAAUCCGCAGCUUGAUGCUUGUGUUCGUGAGCGUUAGUGUAGGACAGGGGAACCUGGCGAUUGCCUGGAUGUUGUUCUGGGCAAGCGAUGGGAUGAUCUCUCAGAUGAAUUGCAUUUCAGUGGGCGUUUUUGGUGCCAUUCUGGUGCCACCCCGCCAGUGCUUGCCUGGCCUUCGCAGGGACCCCGGUCGGGUGCCUGUUGGCCGCCGAAUCAAAUGGCUUCCCGAGUCCCAACGGCACUGGCUGGGCUCCCAAGGUGCUCAGAGACAAGCGCCCUGAUUUCGGAUUGGCGGCGGUUGAAUGGGCCUCAACCGCCGCUGGCGGCUAGAACCGCCGGAUCCUGUUGCGCCUCAGUUUGUGUGAGCUUGCGGUUCACAGAAG
Molecule: messenger RNA, 646 nt
Organism: Chaetomium strumarium
Lineage: Eukaryota; Fungi; Ascomycota; Sordariomycetes; Sordariales; Chaetomiaceae
Exons: 1
Coding region: 80-544 (154 amino acids)
Source: RefSeq, a predicted model, not a curated record